CUCUAUGCGUCAAAGUCAUGAACGUCAACUUGAUACCGGCUGUUUUCUAUCGGGUCGUUUUCGAUAAUUACGGAUUAUCUACUCUUAGUUACAAAACCUACAUAAAAACGAAAUGGUGAAAAUAUCGCUUCAAAUAAAAGCUACCUUAGAAUGUAUAGAAAAGUUGUAUACAAACCAUCCACAUUAUCAGUGGUUUUUAAAGUUGAAAUGCGGCAACUGCGGUGAAGUAUCGGACAAGUUCCACGACCUCACCGAAGCAGAUAAAGUGCCCCAAAAACAUAAUAGGUCAGAAACAAACUUGCUUAUAAAAUGUAAACUGUGUUCGAGAGAGAACAGCAUAGAUGUUAUUGAAGGAAGCAAUGGUGUGUUUACAAAUAACGAUGUGAAUAAAUUCAAAUCUAUUGUAACAUUUGACUGCAGAGGAGUAGAGCCUGUUGACUUCGAACCUAAAUCUGGCUGGAUUGCAGAGGCAGAAGAUAAUGGAAAAAAGUUUGAAGACGUCGAUUUGUCAGAAAAGGAAUGGGUUGAUUAUGAUGAGAAAAAUCAAACAUCUGUAGGUGUUUAUGAGUUGGAAUGGCAGUUUGUGAAAGUUAAAUAAUUUUUUUUUUUUUGAAGUCUAUACUAAGUUAUGUUUGGUAUACUCAAAGUAUGUAAUAAAUUUGUACACAAU
This is a messenger RNA of Melitaea cinxia (Glanville fritillary), 670 nucleotides long. Its product is annotated as UPF0587 protein GA18326. Gene Ontology annotation, molecular function: zinc ion binding. Lineage: Eukaryota; Metazoa; Arthropoda; Insecta; Lepidoptera; Nymphalidae. The transcript is spliced from 3 exons. The record is from RefSeq and is a predicted model, not a curated record. The coding region runs from base 113 to 598 and encodes 161 amino acids.